GCCCGCCUCCCUCCUCGGCGCUAGCCGAGCGCACAACUCGUCGUCUCUUCAGCUCAAGUUUCCAUCACCAUGUCGAUUGGGAUAGAUCUUGGUACGACGUAUUCCUGCGUGGCUGUUGUCGUCAAUGGCAAGGUCGAAAUUAUUGCAAACGAUUUCGGGAAGAGGAUUACUCCAUCCUGCGUCGCGUUUGUGGAUGGCGAGAACGAGCCGCUGGUCGGCGACGCCGCCCUCUCGCAAGCAACGAGGAAUGCAACCAACACGAUCCAAGAGGUAAAGCGGCUUAUAGGCCGUUCAUACCAAGACCCUUGCGUUCAAAGUGACAUAGCCAACUUAACCUACAGCGUGGUAAAUGUGGACGAUCAACCUCAAGUGCAGGUCCUGCAUGGAGGAAAGGAGCUGACCCUCACUCCAGAAAAGGUUUCCAGCAUGGUACUGCUUAAAGUAAAGAAGUUUGCAGAGGCAUUUCUGGGAAAGCCGGUGCAGAAAGCUGUGAUCACUGUUCCAGCAUACUUUUCAGCCAGGCAGCGAGAUGCUACUCGCGAAGCAGGUAAGCUAGCUGGGUUGGAAGUGCUUCGGCUGCUGCCCGAGCCUUCGGCCGCUGCCCUCGCCUAUGGCCACGAGAGGACGGACCUGCUGCAGGGGGCCACCACCACAGUCCUCAUCUACGACCUGGGGGGCGGCACCUUCGACGUGACUCUGGCCGUCAUCCAGGGGACGGAGGUCACCGUCCGCGUCAUCGAGGGCGACAAUCACCUGGGAGGGCACGACUUCGACGUCUGCGUUAUGAAGUGGGUUGCAGAGGAGAUGCGGUCCUCCCUAGGCGUAGACGUGGCGGACGAGCCGAGUAAGGUGCGCCGUCUGCUCUCGCUCUGCGAACGCGCCAAGAGGGACCUCACGGCGCUCACCAAGGCGGAGAUUGACCUCGAGUCACUGCUACCGGACCGCGAGCAAGUAGUGAAACUAUCGCGGGCCAAGUUUGAGAAUCUGUGUCAAGAUCUCCUCCAGAAGACGCUGACGUGCGUGAAAGCGGCGCUGGCCAGCGCAGAGAUGACUCCCGCCGAGGUGGACGAGGUGAUCCUGGUUGGCGGGUCGACUCGCAUGCCGGCAGUGCCGCGGCUGCUGGCCGACCUGUUCCCGGGCAAGAUGAUCCGCAGGACGGUGAACCCCGACGAGGCGGUGGCGCACGGCGCCGCGCUCAUGGCGGCGCAGCUGACCGGCGCCAGGGUGGCGGACCUGACGGCCGUGGUGGUCCAGGACGUGACGCCGCUCAGCAUCGGCAUCGACGUCAACGGCGGCACGUUCUACACCGUCCUGGCGAAGAACACCGCCAUACCAGCCCAGAAAAGCACCCGAAUGACGACCGCCUUUAAAAACCAACGAGCUGUGAGCAUCAUGGUCUACCAGGGAGAGCGGCAAGUGGCUAAUAGGAAUAUGUUCAUUGGGAAGUAUACUCUGCAGAAUCUGCCACCUGCUCCAGAGGGGCUGGGGGUGAUAAUGUCGCUGUCACUCGACCAGGACGGGGUCCUUCAGGUGAAGGCCCGUGUCGAGGGGAGCGCGCUGUGGGAGGGGUGCUUCCUUGAGCUACGUGAGUGCACGGCAUCAGAGGUGGAGGUUCACGCGGAGCUGGCGGCGCGGUGCCAACACGACGACGAGGCAGAGGCUCGCAGACUCAAGGCGCGCUUUAGGCUGCAGAAGGUUCUGGUGAACCGGAAGGAAGAGGCUGUUGAUGCAGCUGCUUUCCAGAUUCUGGAGGACUGGUUUGAAAGAAACCAAAAUGCUUCGCUCGCUGACUUCGAAGCCAAGCGUGAUGAAGCAAAGUCAGCGCUAGGCAAGCGUGGGUAUCAUUUUGAAGAGUAUGAUACUUAUAAAACGAAGAGAUUUUUUUAGAGCCGUGUCUCCCUAAAUGUUUUCGAAUAUCUAAUUUUAUUUUUGCUGUGACCUCCAACUUAAUUCGUCAUAUGUUUCGUACUUGGUUUUAAAUUAAAACUUAAAGUUUGGCAAUUUAAGCCAACA
Messenger RNA from Frankliniella occidentalis (western flower thrips), 2013 nucleotides. Its product is annotated as heat shock 70 kDa protein-like. Gene Ontology annotation, biological process: protein refolding; cellular response to unfolded protein. NCBI's taxonomy places the organism in Eukaryota, Metazoa, Arthropoda, Insecta, Thysanoptera, Thripidae. The coding region runs from base 70 to 1887 and encodes 605 amino acids. The transcript is spliced from 10 exons. The record is from RefSeq and is a predicted model, not a curated record. Gene Ontology annotation, molecular function: ATP binding; ATP hydrolysis activity; ATP-dependent protein folding chaperone. Gene Ontology annotation, cellular component: cytoplasm.